Messenger RNA from Portunus trituberculatus (swimming crab), 6714 nucleotides. RefSeq lists its product as uncharacterized. The record is from RefSeq and is a predicted model, not a curated record. NCBI's taxonomy places the organism in Eukaryota, Metazoa, Arthropoda, Malacostraca, Decapoda, Portunidae.
UUUAGCUCAGUGACCUCUGCGGGAAAUGAAAACACAGGCGGAAGAAAAGAGGAAGAGAGAUUGGAAGAGUGCGUGAGUGUUUCUUGUGGAAUUAUACUGAACUUUAUAAAGAAGAGUGAGUGAGGCGGCAUGUGGCAGGGUAGGAGAGAGUCAACAUGGCAAUGGCAGGGGUGAGGGAGAGUUGGAGAGAAAGAGACAAGACUUGUUAUUUGUGUGGUGGUAAUGUGGUGCUGAGCAGACUGUGAGUGUGUAUCUGGCUGCACCUUGGGCCAGUAAGUGCUGCACUGCCGUGCUGUGUGAUGAAGUGUUGCUGCAGCACCACACACCUGUGCUGCUGCUGCUCACUGGUAAAGGGCCAGUGUGGGGAGGGCAAGGCAGGGGAAGUGUUACACCAUAUGGUGUGUACAGUGAGGGGCAGCGUGGAUGAGAGUGGAGACUGUAGCAGCAGCGUCGCACUGGUGUGUGGUGCAAGAUGAGCAAGACUGUGCUGGUGUUGAACGGCCAGACUGUGAUCCUCACCAGUGAUGCCGCUGACACUGUGGUGCAGGGCGCCACCCCCCUCCACACCCCCAUGCUGGAGCAGGCCCCAGUCCCAGCCAGGCAUGGCCCCGAGGCAGCACAGGAUGGCCAGCCUGAGGUGCUGCAGGUGCGAGUGCAGGGCCACGAGGUGCCAGGGUUUAUGGUUGCCCCAGGAGGGGGUGGUGAGGCGGCACUGCACAAGGUGAUCGGGGGACAGCCCCAGCACACCCUCCCAGGGAUGGAGGAGGGGCAGCAAGCCUUGGUUGGGGGGAGUGUGGUGAGUGAGGGAGGUUUCUUGCAGCUGCCAGUAGCCCCCACACAGGGCACAGCCAGUUUAGGGGAGCACCAAGGUGGUGGCCUCGGGGGGGAGGUGUUCACCAUCACCACGGACCGCUUGGGGCAGGGCCAGGAUGACACACAGGACCUGCAGAGCCUGGCUGACCUGGUACACCUACCCCUGGCUGCCCCUGGGGUGAAGGGGCCACCAGGCAGCCUGGAGCAUAAGGAAGGAAGCCAGGGACUGGAGCAGAACCAGGGCCACGGCCAGGGGCAGAGUGAGGGUGGCAGCCUGUCCACACUGGUGGCCAUCAUCCAAGCAGAGGACGGCACCACACACACUAUUGAGCUUACCCCAGAGGAGGCAUGCCGCCUUGACCUGCUGUCCACCGUUACCACCACCACCACUACCACCACCACCACUGCCACCACCACCCUGCAGCACCUUGCAGACUGCCCCUCCUCUUUGGUGGCCACAGUUGCUGGAGAGCAGCACUCGAGGCAGGCUGUUGAGGAAGAGGCCAGGGGACUGCCCCUGGCCAAGGAGUGCUCCACGGUGUUCACUGAGGGCCCUGCUGGUGCUGGGGACCUGGGUGGAGAGGGAGAGGGUGAGGGGGAUGUAAGCCUGGGGCCGUUUCUACUGAUCCCGGAGUACAACAGUGACGGCAGUGUGUCCACUGUGCUGCAGCUGGCCGGCACAGAGGCCGAGGCUGCUGCCGCCACUGCUGUGCCAGUGACACCAGCAGUGAGCAGCGAUGUGCACCACACCACCACUGCUGCCACCACCAUGACCACAAUCACCACCACCACCUCCACAGCUGUCACCACUACCACCACCACUACCACUACUAGCCUAUCCUUCACUGACCUGAAGAAGCCUGCUGCCACCACCACUGCCACCACUGCCACUACCACCUCUGCCGCCACUACCACUCCCUUUCCUCGCAGUGGACAGGGCAUGCAGAGGAUCAGGCUGCCCCUCGCCGCACCGGUGGGCACAACAACAGCCCGCACACACAGUGUGCUGCGGGGCAAGACACCAGAGUGGCAGGCCGUAGCGCUGGUCCCUGGGGCGGGCCCCAGGGUAUCCCACAGGGUGUCUGGCACCACCUACCUCAGGGACAUUGCCAAGAGGACCAAGUUUAGGAAUCUGACAUCUUUCCUGGAGGGCAAGGAGGAUAGUGUAGGGCCAUGUGAGGCACCCCUGGCACCCUCCAACCCCUGCCUUACCAGUGCCCAGCUUCAGUGCCACAGCUGGAGUCAGUUUGCUGAGGACAGUGCCAACAGUUCCAGCCAUCACCAGGACAGUGCCGGGAUCAGCACACCCAGGCUGGCAUCCCUCCCCAGCCACACGGUAGUGCAGGAGGUGCCCCCCACCUCCAGAGAUGGCACCCUCACCAUCAGGGUCAGCACUGGCCCUAUUAAUGCCACCACCACCGCCACCACUAUUACCACUGGCACCACCACCGCCACUGCUCUGUUGCACCCCUCACCACCACCAUCCCUACCACCACCACCACUACCAACACUACCACUACUACCGCCACCACCACCACCACUACCGCCACCACCACCCAUCUCCACAGCCACACCCUCCAUCAAGUGUGCAGAGUUCCUGGACAGCGUGGGCAGCAGCACCCUGGCAACCUCGGACUCCACCAGCCUCACCUCCAUUGUGUACUGCUCCUCCGGUGGUGACGACACGCCCUUUGCUGUGCACCUGCCAGGCGGUGACAGCACCAAGCCCCUCGGCUCCAGCGAGAACCCCAUACAGCUGGUGCAGCAGGGCAACACCUUUCAGGCACUACAGCCAGUGCAGGAGAGGCAGCUGGAGCAGAUCACCGCCCUCCUGCAGCAGCGGCGCAUCACAGCACCCCCCACCUCACACCAUGACGAGAUAUACGACCCCAAGACUAACAUGAAGAUUGUGUAUAAGGUGGUGUACCCUGAGGAUGUCUUGCCUGAGGAGGAGGAGGAGGAGGAGGAAGAGGAGGAGCUGGAGGGCAUGACAAAGGAGGAGGAAGACCCAGGCUGUGGCAUGAAGGAGGAGGAGGACACUUGGGAGGGACAGACAGUCUUCCUGGAGGAGAAGAGGAGGGGGAGGAAACCCAAGGACUGGAGGAAAGUCCGCCCUGCUCAGGAAGAAAUGGUGGAGGAAGAUUUCAUGGAGGAGACUGAAGGGAAGAAGAAGCCAGUCUCCCGCACUCGGUCUGGUCGCAUCUCUCGUCCACCACGCCACAUGAUGAAAGACUUCAAGCACCUGCACCCAGUCAACUUCAAUGAUGACAUCAAGAAGAAGGACUCCAGCAGCUUUGGUUACCUGGACUAUGAGGAUUAUGUUCCCUCCGAGGCAGAGAAGGCGCCUGAACCGGUGUAUGCUGACCUGCCACGGCGCAAGAAGAGGGGGAUGCCACCCCUGACACGCCUGCGCUACACAUGUGCCACCUGCGGCAAGCUGUACAUGGGGCGCAUCGAAGCACACUACCGCAAGUUCCCUGACCACUGCCGCAAGCUUCCACCGUCCCCAACCGACCCCAAGCAGUCCUACUCCGCCAUCAAGACUCUCUCGGACGCCAAGGGGGCUGAGGGAGGCGAGGGCAGUGAGAUACACAAGUCCGUUCUGAGUCCCACGCCCGGCACCCCCGCCUCAGAGACCAGUGGAGAGCCUGGCCUGCCCAUGGAGACACUGACUGCCCUGCCACACCACCAGCAGGAGGCCCACCAAGCCCCUGAGGACCUGCUAGAUGUCAAGCUCGAGGCUGAGGACCCACUGCAGAUGACGGCAAAGGCCAGACGAGGGCGUGGCAGAAGGAAGGGGAGGGCUCGCCGCGGCAGGAGGGGGCGGCCAGCCAAGGUGUCCUCCACCAGUGCAGCGGCCGUGGCUCCCCCGCCUGCCAACCCCACCAAGGUCCUGGAGAAGAUCCUGAGUGCCUACACCUCACAGGACAUCCAGACUGCUGUGGGGCAGCGACUCUUUGAGAACCUGAGUCCCUGGCAGCAGCUGUGUCUGCGUGUGGACCGGGAGGGUGGCUGGCCACAGUGGCAGGAGAGACUGCGCCUGCUGGAGGACUUGCUGAAGGAGUGCCAGGAGGAACUGUUCAGCCAGACAGAGCCACUGCCAAGACCUACCAUAGCCCAGCAGGAGGAGGAGGGAGGCAAGUUGUGUGAAGGUGGGGGUGAAGGAGUGCCAGGGAAUGGUGCUUCACAGACUCCUAGUGCCAGUGAUAGCCAGGAUGUGCCAAGAGGAGAGGAUGUGGUGGCCAAGGGUGACUCCUCCUCUUCCUCCUUCCCUGCCUCCUCAUCUUCCUCCUCCUCCACUGCCAUGGCUGUCAAGCAAGAGGAAAAUGGAAACUUUGAGGUGUCUGACUAUAUUGCCAGCAUCUUUGGGGUGAGAAGCUGUGAGUACCAGCUGCGUCAGCGCCCCUCCUCCCCGCCCUCCCCAGUGGUGCAGGAGUCCCCAGUGCCUGGUGUGGGCUCCUACUUGUGUCCAAUGGGUUCCUCCCCUUCCUUGGUCAGCUUUGGGAAGCGCUCCCUGGAGGAUGAAGGCAGCGAUGACACAGAGUCACCGCCAAAGAAGAGAGAGACAGAAGCAGAGGAAGUGGUGCACCAGCAGACUGUCUCUGGCAUCCCUCUGGAGGCUGACAUGGUGGCAGGGGCAGGUGUCAUGUCCAGCAAGAAGGGUCAGUUUGGCAGCAGCUUGGACUGUGUCAGCUCAGCACUGGAGGCAGCAGCAUGUGACCUUGAGCUGCCUCCAUACAGCCUGUCUGGCCAGCUGGCCCCAGUCAGCAGCGCCAGUCUUGUCACAGUACAGUCUGCGCCUUCCAUGCUUGCUGGCACACCGCAGCCCAUCACACAACUGCCCAUCGCACAGCUGUCUGUCGCACCACUUCCCGUCACCCUGCCACACCUGAGUGAGUGUGUGGCGGCCAGCAGCAGCAGCACCACACUCACCACGGCCCACCCAGCGCCCUGCAGCACCCCUACCUCCAGUUUGUCCAUGGAGAUCCCCAGUUUCUCCACCCACAGCACAUCCCCACCCACACUGGUCCCCUGCCUGCCUCUCACCUCCAUGGACACCUCCUUCAUCCCCACCACCAUGUCGCAGGUCAGCAUGCAGCAGAUGCCAUUGGGAGACAUGGACAUCACUGCAGAGGACCUUCCCAGGCUACUCAGGGAGGGCACAGAGCUAGUGGUGGGCUGCAGCGGUGACGGCUGUGACGCCCCCAAGCUGCUGGACACGUCAGGAGACACCACCGACCUCAGCGAGAUGCUCUUCAAGCUGCAGGAGGCCACGGCCAGCAUCAGCCAGGGCCAGGAGAACACUCUGGGUCCUCAUUUGUACCAGGAGGGUGUCAGUGGCAACAACCCUCAGCUCAUGACACCAGAGAGCUUACACACACCAGGGGUCAGCCUUACCGCUCAGGACUACGGCACUGUGGUGGGCGGUACUCUCAACCCACACACUAACCUCACCUUGAAACUGGAUGCCUCGCAGGGCCGCGGAGAACACUCCAUGCCGUUGCUCACAUUCUCAGGUGCACUAAACUCAGAAUUUCACUCCGACUCAACCCUCGGACCGUCGGUGAGUCGUGGCGAGGAUGGCAGCAAGAUCAGCGCCAUCCUGAGUGGGGUCGGUAGUCAGCAGAAUGGUGCUGGCAAAGAGCAGGAAGGCGACCGGCUCAGUAUUGGGUUUGGAACUUCUAAUCUAGCAAUGAGUGAGUUUGAGGACUUGCUGAAGAGGUAAAGAGGCUUGUGUUUCUUCAGGAGCUUUGCAGUUCUCAGUCAUUUAGAGUUUAUUUUUUAUUUUUUAUUUUUUAUUAUAGUUUUUUUUCUACUGACUCACUCACAAUGUGUCUGCCUUGCAUUUGUCACCACUGCAGGUUAUGGUGUUUGUGGUGGUGUUGGUGGUGGAGAUCCAUAUCAUUACAAAAGGGAGGCAUUGCUGGCAUAUUUUAUCAUAUCCAAAUGUUGCUCAAAGGACUGCAUUUUCAAACUUUUAGGUGUCUUGUCUUGAUUACUUUCAACAGGCUCUUGUGGAUGUUACCAGGGUUUUGAAAGGUGUUUUCAUCAUCCUGUGUUGAACAAUAUACAAACCAGUGUAUGCUGUCAGGCCUUGCGGUGUGUGUGUGUGUGUGUGUGUGUGUGUGUGUGUGUGUGUGUGUGUGUGUGUGUAGUGCUAUUACUGAGCUACCUCAUGUAGAAAUGUGCCAAUACCAUUCCUACUCUUACUACUCCUACUCUUACUCCUACUCCUACUACUUCUACUCCUACUACUUCUACUUCUACUUCUACUUCUACUUCUACUACUACUACUACUACUACUACUACUACUACUACUACUACUACUACUACUACUACUUGAUUUAUAGAGCUAAGAGUGUGAAUAUGUGCAAGUGUGUGAGAUAGAGAGACAGAUUUUUAGCAAGGCUUCUACAGCAUCACUGGUACAACACCUCUUUGAAAACUCUACUAAGUAUCUCUGUAGUCUUUGAAAAUAGUCCUAGUGAGAACCCAAAGUGUUUCUAAAUAUGGACCAAACCCUCAUUGCAUUCUCUCAUCCAAUCACGACUCUGCAGGGUAGUGUUGGUGUGACACAGGUGUUGCAGCACAAAUGGUUGUGUUGACAUGGGGUGUGUUGAUCAUUGUGUUGUGUGUUUAUCUUUGGAAGAGAACCUCGAUCCCUCCCUUCACCGUUAGUGUUUGUUUAGUGCAGGUUGCUUCACAAAGGUGUCAUUCUGGUUCAUGUGUUUUUUACCUUCUGAUCACUGGGAAGUAGAUGUUUACAGAGGAACCUUGUGAUAGUUAGCCGAGUUACUUUAGUGCGCGUGCACACACACACACACACACACACACACACACACACACACACACACACACACACACACACACACACACACACACACACACAGUCCGGUAGCU